AUGAAGCGACCAGACGGCCCGCCACAGCGGGCAGACGGCCCACUCGCGCCUCUCAUUGCCCGCCUCGCGCCGCUCGUCGCCACCGCCAAGUCGAAAGAGGGCAAGGCCACCACGCUCCCUCCGCUCGACGAACCGCUUGCGAAGUUCCACGAAUGGCUCAUCAAGCUUCAGGAGGCAGACUCGCUCUCGCCGGAGCUCGCGAAGGAUGCGUCGGUGUUCCUCAGCUACCAGUGCUUCGCAUACACCGUCUCGUCCGCCACGGUUGCGGCUGCUGUCGAUGGCAAGGAGGACGAGGCGGGCUUCCUCAAGAACAAGGCAGUCGCGAUGCUCGAGGUCGCGAGGGACCUCAUCGAGUGCCUUGCCAGCACGGUGCUCGAGUCGCCAGGCGGCCUGCCGACGCGGGCGGGCGCGGAGGGGGACAAGGACAAGAAGGUCUACGGCGACCUGCUUCUCGCUCUGCUUGACGGUCUUUGCGACCACCUCGACCCGCACAACGCCUACCAGAAGCAACCUGCGCCGGAAGACCUCGCCUACCGUGGCCUCUUUGGCGAGAUCCUUCUCCCCUCUCUCUACAAGCUCGUCUUUCCCGACCCCGCCGGUUUGCCCUCAGCCUCCGGUCGCGCAAUCAGCGACGGAGCCAAGGGCGGCAAGAUUCGCGCCGAGAUCAAGUACGCCAGCUUCGCGAUUGUCUCCGAGUCCACGUCGAAGCACCCUGCCAACAAGGAACGCAUUCGUCGCAUCUUCCCGCCCGACCACAUUGCAUCGAUUCUCCAAGGCGGUUACGACGCGCACCUGUCGACGGCUGCGUUUGAAUGCGCUUUCUGCAUGGCUCCGUCUCGUCGUUCGCCCGCCGAGCGCGCCGACUUCAUCAAGCAGCUUUUCGCUGAGUCUCGCUUCGGCAAAAGUGCGCAAGAGCUGCGCGCUAGCUUCGACCGCAUCAACGGCAACGACUUGUACGACAAAUCGCCAAUGAUGCUCAGCCGUAUCUCUAACGGCAGCAUCAAACGUUCGCAACCGUUUCGCGCGUUUUCUCUCAAGUACAACGGACGUCCCCUCCUCACCUCGAAGCGGGAGGAGUCGUCGCACAACGUCCUUCCUGCGAACGAGCCGUCGCUCAAAGCGAUUGCGGACUGCAAGGCGUACGACCCCGCGAUAGUCUGGUUCUCCACCGACAUCCUCGCGGCAGCUGUCCCCGAACCGCCCGAAAUCGUCAAGAUGCGUCGCGCUGGCGACCCGCGGCCGGACCGCGAGAAGGCAGUCCAGCUUGAUGACUCUUCGGAGAGUUUCGUUCGCAUGGUUAUCGAUCUUGGGGCAGUCGAGCGCGUGCAUGUCCAAGACCUCGGCAAGGACCCGAACGUCGCCAAGAUCACGAUCCUCAUAUCCGCCGGCUCGCCCGCCCGCUUCGGCAACCUUCCGCAUCCCAGCCUCGCACUUCACGUCGGCACCUCGCUCAAGUCGCUCGACGAGUCGCAGGUCGGCAGCAGGUCUGAAUCGAUGCACAAGCUCGAGAUGAUCUUCCCGGCCGGCAACGACAACCUCAACAUCCUGAAGAAAACGCUUGUCGCGCGCAAAGAGCGAUACCCCAAGCUCGGCGAUGAGCUGCACCGCUUUCCCAUCCGCGUCGGCGUCUCGCCGCCCAACAAGGCGCCAGAGAAGCCGUCGAACGCGAAGUCCGCCGCGAAGCCUGCCUCGAAGCCCGCCGCGAAGCCUGCCUCGAAGGCUGAGGAGACGACUAAGAACGUCGCUUUCGCCCCUACGCCGUCGCCCUCGAUCGCGGCAACGGCUUGCGCGCCUGCCGUCAAGCGCGCACCGCGCAAGUCGAGCGAGGCGGGUCCGGUCGUCGCUCAGCCCGCUAAGCUUGUCGCGAACGGUGCGGCGCAACAAGUCGAGCCUGAGCAGCGCGGCGAGGCAGCGGCGAAAGGCGAAGCCAAGCUCGAAAAGGUCCGCGAGGAGGACGUCAACCACCUCGCUGCAAGUCAGGAGGCAGCUCGUCGUCGUGCUGCUGAAGUAGCCGGUCUCGCCGAGCUCGACAAGGCCAGCUCGGUUGCCACGUCGCAGAAGACCAGGUCGACGGACAGCGAGAUGCGCGGUGUCGAAGAGAAUGCUCUCGCCGGACAAGAGUUUGGGGGAGGCUUCGAAGAGGGCGAGCAGGCCAAGAUGGACGUCGAUGGAGCGCCGGCAGGCGAAGGCGACGAAGGUCGUCGCGAGGAGGACACCGUCAAGCACAAGACGCCCGCCAAUACUCGUCGCCUCGAGGGUGACGUAGGUCGUGCGCCCGGCCGUCGUCGCAAGGAGGCGCAGCCGUCCGAGGAUGAGGGCCAAGACGACGUGACGCCGUCCCAGCAGCGCCAGACCGCGAAGUCGGGCGACUUGGCUUCGUCGGACCUCUCCGAACCGGCGACCGAGGCAGCUGAUGUCGACGAGGUCGAGCAGCCGGUCAAGAAGAAGAAGGUCGUUCAGCCGGCCAAGAAGGGUCGCGGUGGCGCAGGAAACGACGGCGACAAAAAGGCGAAGAAGGCGAAGGCCGAGACUGACACGCAGAGUCUCGCUUCGGGUCGUCCUCGUCGUGCGGCAGCAUCGAAGGCUGUCGCGAACCUUCGCGGUCAGAAGCGCGCUUCGACGCCGCUUGAGGAGGAGGAGGAAGAGGAAGAGGACGAGGACGGUGAGGACGAGCACGAAGUCGAGCCGGAGAAGCCCGCCGUCAAGAAGGGUAAGAAGGUCAAGAAGGCCUCGCCUCCGCCAGCGAAACGCCGCAAAACCUCGCCGACUCCUUCGGAUACUGCGGAGGAGAGCGGCGAAGAGACAGACUACGACGACUUCCCCGGAGGCGACGUCGCCAGCACGCUCGAGGAGAAGAAGGUGACUGUCCGCCCCGCGCACAAGUACGGCAAAGAGGUCAACUCUAUCGUCCGGUCGAUGGGCGGGAAGCGCAAGGCCGGCAAGCCUGUCGCCAAGGCCAAAGCUGCGCCGCCAAAGGCGAAGAAGCGCAAGGAGCAGGAGACGGCUACCGAAGAGGAGGCCUCCAAAGCUAGCGAGCGCGAACGCUCGACUUCGCCGAUCCUCAAGCCGAACCAUCAUGGACCGAAGAAGCACGUCGUCGAGCAAGGUGGCACCGACCUUGAGGACGAGAGGAACGCCGAACCUGUGCGCCCCGCCAAGCAGGACAAGCGCAUCGCCGACGACAUCCCACCUCCUCGCGACCUCACCCAGGGCGAGCUCGAGCGGGCCAAAGAGCUCGACCCUCGUGCGAGGCGCGCGUCUCGUGCGCCUGAGGAGAAGUCGCCGGCCAAGCCGAUUCGCUCUUUCUCUGCUCUCGUCGGCCGCGAAGAUGGCGCUUCUGGACACCAGCGCCUGGGCGAGCACAUCAUCGAGGGCGUCGGCAGGCUGACGGCGGAAUCCGAGGAUGAGGCGGAAGAAGAGAACGUCUUUGAGGCUGGACCGUUCCCCGACGAGCUCGACGACUUCUCGGCAAUCGCUACGGGAAAGCAAGUCCAGGCUGCCACCGACACCGUCCGUCGGCAGGUUCGCUCGUCGCCGUCGCCCUUCAUCGAUCCGGCUCGCGAACAGACCUUCGUCGAGCGCGCCGUCGCCGAAGCGUCGACCAGCGGCGGUCAGCUCGUUGUCGCCGCCGCAGCUCAAGCCGUCGUCGUUGCGCAGAAGCGCCCGUCGCCCGCGCCGGCGACUGCUCGACAAGCCGAGAAGGACGCUAACCUGUCGCCGACCGCUGCCGACGACUCGGGCGUGCACUUCCAGCUUCCUCUGGACCUUGGCGACGAGGCUGCAGAGGAGGAGAUGGUCGCCAAAACUCACUCGGUCGUCCAGCAAAUCGUCGCUCCCAAUCACGAGCUUUCCGGCGCAAAGCUUCCCACGCAAUCAGCGACCGCCUCGAAUCGCCGCGACGUCCAGGCCAUGCUCGUCGAGAAGCCGUCGCAAGCUCGCGCCCCGCUUAGCACGAUGCAUCCGUUCGCGCCAGCAGCGGACGUCAGGCGCCAUCGCUCGCUCUCGCCUGGAACUGUGGGUGCGCAUGCGACACCAGCCGUUCCUCCCAAGGCGACAGCGAGUGCGAACUGGAACAUCGCAGCUGCGGCCAUCCAGCAGGCCCACAUUCCCUCGCCAGCCUUACCCUUCACCGACCAACGCGCGCGGCCUGCUCGUCCCGGUCCCUCAAUGAUGCAGGUGCCGAGCAAACAAGCCGGCGACCCGUUCUCCGAGCGCGAGGAGCAGGCGACUACCUCGGCUGCUGCGCAACCCGCAAAGGCGUCGACGAGUCGUCCUCAGCAGCAUCAUGUCGGAACUGCCUCGCCAUGGGGAGGCUUGGGUCGCCCUAUCGGUCGCGACGAGGGCCUCGUCGGCGGGACGGCCUCGACGAGCUCGAAGAAGCCUGUCUCUGCGCCGCCAGCCUUCACGAGUGUUUCUGGAGGCGCGUCGACGUUGAGGAAGGCCCCGAAGCCGAAGCAGCACGUCAAGGGUCGUCUGGGCUCCAACGGCGUCUUCGGACAGCAGCAGCGUCGCGCGAAGAACGGCAAGGCUCGCGAGAAGGCGCCUCUCCUCCCGCCCAUCUCGCCGUCGCUAAGCUCCGAGGUUGACUUUGGCGCCGAGGUGAAGAGCGACUGGCAGGGAGGCGAGUACGAGAUGGACGCCUUUUUGACCAAGUUCUUCCGAGACGCAAUUGUCGAGAAGCAGGCCGAGCAGCGCCGUCAGCGAGAAGCUCACCAUCAGCUUUCGCGCCAACGCCUCAUGGGCAAGCUGGGCGCCUACGUCGACAAGGCUCGCAAGGACGCGCACGCUCGCCUCGAUGCCGCCGACCAGCCCGACAGCCUCGCCUCGAACCUCCGCAGGUACGCCAAGCACGCGUACGAGGUCAAUAUGGACAUCUGGGAGGAGGCGCAGCGCGAGCUUGAGAAGAUUGCGGCGAAGGAGCAGGCUGAGGCGGAGGCGGAGGCGAAGAAGGGGAAGUGA
Rhodotorula toruloides NP11 is the source of this 4959-nucleotide messenger RNA. RefSeq lists its product as uncharacterized. The transcript has 13 exons. The record is from RefSeq and is a predicted model, not a curated record. NCBI's taxonomy places the organism in Eukaryota, Fungi, Basidiomycota, Microbotryomycetes, Sporidiobolales, Sporidiobolaceae. The coding region runs from base 1 to 4959 and encodes 1652 amino acids.